Molecule: messenger RNA, 1017 nt
Organism: Morus notabilis
Lineage: Eukaryota; Viridiplantae; Streptophyta; Magnoliopsida; Rosales; Moraceae
Product: putative anthocyanidin reductase
Exons: 5
Coding region: 1-1017 (338 amino acids)
Molecular function (GO): oxidoreductase activity, acting on the CH-OH group of donors, NAD or NADP as acceptor
Source: RefSeq, a predicted model, not a curated record
AUGGAGAAGAGUAAUGGCUGCAAAGUAUGCGUUACUGGAGGUGCUGGCUAUCUUGGUUCUUGGCUCGUCAAGAAGCUUUUAGACAGAGGAUACACAGUCCAUGCGACUCUAAGGAACUUGGAUGAUGUGUCCAAGGUGAGCCUGCUGAAGAGCUUUCCGGGCGCGGAUGCAAGGUUAGCGCUGUUCAAAGCCGACAUGUACAACCCAGGCGAGUUCGAGAGUGCGAUUCAUGGCUGCGAAUUCGUCUUCCAUGUUGCAACUCCCUUGCACCACACUGAGGGCUCUCAGUUUGAGAACACGACUGAAGCUACGAUUGCGGCGGCAAAGAGCAUAGCAAUGUCUUGUGUAAGAUCAGGAACAGUGAAGCGAUUAAUCUACACAGGCACUGUGGUUGCUGCAUCUCCACUCAAAGACGAUGGAAGUGUUUUCAAGGAAUUCAUGGAUGAAACAUGUUGGACGCCUUUGAAUCUAUCAAUUCCUUAUAGUAAUGAUUUUCUUAAGGACUACCAAGACUCAAAAACACUGACGGAGAAAGAAAUAUUGAGCUUUGGGGACAAAAAUUGUUACCCAUUUGAGGUGGUAACCCUCGCCUGUGGCCUUGUUGGAGGGGAUACACUUUUAUCAUUCGUACCCGGUAGCGUGGCAGUGUUGGUUUCUCAGCUCACAAACAAGGAGAUACAAUACGGUUUUAUGAAGUACGUGGAAGAAUUGCUUGGAAAAAUACCAAUAGUACACAUAGAUGAUGUCUGCGAAGCCCAUGUAUUUUGCAUGGAGAAUCGCUCGGUACGUGGUCGAUUCUUAUGCGCUCGCUCGUACAUUUCAUGCGCAGAAAUUGCCAGUUACUACCAAGAACAUCAUCCACAGUUUCAUCUGAAGAAAGAGUACUUGGAGGGGCCAAAGAGAAAAAUAGAGAUGGAUUCGUCAAAGCUAAUCAAGAAGGGUUUCGUUUAUAAAUAUGAUACCAAGAUGAUAUUGGAUGAUUCCCUCAGUUGUGUGAGGAGAAUGGGUGACCUAUAA